AUGAACCGGAUCACAGUGUACGAGCGCGCCAACUUCGAGGGGCUGAGCCGAGAGUUCACCUGCGACGUGCCUGACCUGCACGAGCUGGAUUUUGGGGACUGCAUCGCCUCCCUGAAAGUGGAGGGGCAGCCAUGGAUUGCCUACACGGACCCCAAGUACGAGGGGGAGUCGUACGUCUUCGAGGAGGGCGAGUACCCCUCUGUGGAUCGGCCCAACAGCUUCUCAGCACUGCGCCUCGUGCACCACGACCUGGGGGACCCCCAGAUCACCCUCUACGAGCACCCCAACUUCCAAGGCGCCUGCAAGGUGGUGACAGAGGAGACCAACUUGGCGUAUGGGUACUUCAACGACCGGGUGGCCUCGCACACGGUGCAGCGAGGGGUCUGGCUGCUCUACCAGCACCCCGGCCGGGGCGGCUGGCACUGCCUGGCGUGGCCCGGCGAGCACCUCGCCGACUACAAACUGGAGCUGAACUUCCAGUCUCGGCUGUCCCACCUGCGCCCGCUACGGCCUGGGCGGCCCCUGGUCUCGGCGCGUCUCCUCUGGGAACAGAAGCGGGUGGAGGAGGAGCGGGAGGUGCUGGUGGAUGAGAUUGAGGGGGUGAACGAGACCGAGUCGGAGCAGGCGCUGGCGGCCAGCAGCAGCCGGGAGUACGGCACCACACUCUGGCAGAGCUUCAACUUCAGCAAUGCCACCAGCCUCAAAGCCGGGCUCUCCUUCACGCUGACCGUGGAAGCCUCCAACAUCUUUACGGUGCAGAAAGGGCGCAGCGAAAGCAGCACUCGCCGGCAGCGCGUGGAGGUGCAGCUGCCGGCCAAGAUCCCCCCGCGCACCGCGCUCAGCAUCCAAGUGCUUCGGAAGGAGGUGACGCUCUCCGUGCCGGUGCUGCUCACCAUCACCCAGAAUGAGAGCGUGCGCACCGAGAUGGGCGAGUACCGCAGCGUCUCAGGUACCAAUGUCAGUGCCCGCUAUAGCUUAAAGCCACUGCCAGCUACGGGCAGGGAGCAGGCGGCCACCAAGGGGACAGACACAGUGCCUGGCACCAGGAUGGAACUAUAG
Zonotrichia leucophrys gambelii is the source of this 1059-nucleotide messenger RNA. Its product is annotated as epidermal differentiation-specific protein-like. Lineage: Eukaryota; Metazoa; Chordata; Aves; Passeriformes; Passerellidae. Gene Ontology annotation, biological process: visual perception; lens development in camera-type eye. The record is from RefSeq and is a predicted model, not a curated record. The transcript has a single exon. Bases 1 to 1059 code for a protein of 352 amino acids. Gene Ontology annotation, molecular function: structural constituent of eye lens.